UUCAUGCUUGGUUGCUUGAUCGUUGUUGUUGUGGUGGUUGGAAAUUUUUGCAAUAGAUUUUGAAAAUGAAGAUAGAAGAAGUUAAGAGUACUGCGAAAACGCAAAGAAUAUCAGCACACACCCACAUAAAAGGUUUGGGUUUAGACGAAAAUGGUGUUCCUAUUCAAAUGGCAGCCGGUCUCGUGGGCCAAGAGUCCGCCCGAGAAGCUGCUGGUAUAGUAGUAGAUAUGAUUAGAAGCAAAAAAAUGGCAGGGCGUGCCUUGUUGCUGGCUGGGCCACCUGGAACUGGCAAGACUGCCAUUGCUCUAGCCAUAGCGCAGGAACUUGGCAACAAAGUUCCAUUCUGUCCAAUGGUCGGCAGUGAAGUAUACAGUACCGAGAUAAAGAAAACAGAAGUGUUGAUGGAGAAUUUCCGCCGAGCCAUUGGACUACGUAUCCGAGAGACCAAAGAGGUUUACGAGGGUGAGGUCACUGAGCUAACACCUGUUGAAACUGAAAAUCCAGCAGGAGGUUAUGGAAAAACAGUUUCACAUGUUAUCAUCGGGCUCAAAACAGCUAAAGGAACAAAACAAUUGAAACUAGAUCCAACAAUAUAUGAAUCUCUACAGAAAGAGAAGGUGGAGGUUGGAGACGUAAUCUACAUUGAAGCCAAUUCUGGUGCAGUGAAACGCCAAGGCAGAAGUGACACAUUUGCCACCGAGUUUGAUUUAGAGGCGGAGGAAUAUGUGCCACUGCCAAAAGGAGAUGUUCACAAAAAGAAGGAGGUAGUGCAAGACGUAACGUUGCACGACUUGGACUGCGCAAACGCAAGACCGCAGGGUGGCCAUGACAUCAUGUCCAUGAUGGGGCAGCUGAUGAAGCCCAAGAAGACUGAAAUUACAGAUAAACUUAGGAAAGAAAUAAACAAAGUGGUCAACAAAUACAUUGAUCAAGGCAUUGCUGAAUUAGUUCCUGGAGUAUUAUUCAUUGAUGAGGUUCACAUGUUAGACAUUGAAACGUUCACAUACUUACAUCGCGCCCUAGAAUCUGCGAUUGCACCUAUUGUAAUAUUCGCUACCAAUAGAGGAAAAUGCCAAAUUAGAGGCACGGAAGACAUUAUAUCACCGCACGGAAUCCCUCUCGAUCUUUUAGAUAGGCUGCUAAUAAUUCGUACUUUGCCAUACAACAAAGCCGAACUUUUGCAGAUUUUAAAACUGCGUGCAGCUACAGAAGGAAUCGCCAUUGACGAGGAUGCCCUGGCUGCGCUCGCCGAAGUUGGUGCUAGCAGCACCCUUAGGUAUGCGGCCCAGCUGCUGACACCGGCAGCGCUGACGGCGCGCGCGGACGGCGCGUCACGCAUCGCGCCGGGACACAUAUCCGCGGUACACACGCUCUUCCUCGACGCCAAGUCUUCGGCGCGCAUCCUCACGCAGCAAUCCGACAAGUUCAUGAAGUAAUCCCAUUCGUUCAUUCGUUCGUUCGUUCAUUUUAAGCGGAGAGCUUAUUCUAAAAGAAUUCUCUUUAUCGAUGUGUAAAGCCUGGUCCGUGAGCACGUAGAAUUUUGUCCAAUGACCCCAAGCUACCCAUCCUUAUCGAUCGCGCGUAAUUAUAUUGCUAUCGA
This is a messenger RNA of Ostrinia furnacalis (Asian corn borer), 1600 nucleotides long. It is a transcript of the gene pont, whose product is annotated as RuvB-like helicase pontin. Bases 66 to 1436 code for a protein of 456 amino acids. The record is from RefSeq and is a predicted model, not a curated record. NCBI's taxonomy places the organism in Eukaryota, Metazoa, Arthropoda, Insecta, Lepidoptera, Crambidae. The transcript is spliced from 10 exons. Gene Ontology annotation, molecular function: ATP hydrolysis activity; ATP binding; ATP-dependent activity, acting on DNA.